CAGUGGAUGUGCGUCCUAUCCGUAUUACCUUCGCAUUCUAUAUCCUUGCAAUUAAUGAACACCACGUGAUGGUAUACAACAGGACGUUUAAAGCGUAAAGUCUGUCGAAAGAAUGCCGGCCUCAGUGGCCUUCAUAUCUUUCCUACUUCUGGCUUCGUGGUCAAGAGUCGUCUUAUCUCAGUACCCGUCUAUAUCUAAUUUUGAAUGUUGGCUGGAAGUUCAGGCUACUACCGCGUCCUAUAAGAAGAUAUUAAGAAUCCCUGGAGAAGACAAUCUCAGCUAUAUCAAGAGGAUUGGUGGAACGUGCAACGAUGACUGGGACUGCUUUGCUUUUGACGGUGACGGAAAUCUCUAUCUCAGCGCCAUAUCCACGUCAUUGUUCCGCUACAACGCAAGCCAAGUGCUCUACAACUACAGAAAUAAUGGGUAUAUUGGAGCAUGUGUGUCUUAUUAUCGACCCCCUCCACCAUCUCCACCUUCCUCGCCUCCUACCCCACCAUCACCGCCACCAUCGCCUCCUCCCUCACCACCACCAUCACCGCCACCGUCGCCUCCUCCCUCACCACCACCAUCACCGCCACCGUCGUCUCCUCCCUCACCACCACCAUCACCGGCACCGUUGUCUCCUCCCUCGCCUCCUCCCUCACCUCCUCCCUCGCCUCCUCCCUCGCCUCCUCCCUCACCUCCUCCCUCACCACCACCAUCACCACCACCAUCACUGCCACCGUCGCCUCCUCCCUCACCACCUCCCUCGCCUCCUCCCUCGCCUCCUCCCUCACCACCACCAUCACCACCACCAUCACUGCCACCGUCGCCUCCUCCCUCACCACCUCCCUCGCCUCCUCCCUCGCCUCCUCCCUCGCCUCCUCCCUCACCACCACCCUCACCACCACCAUCACCGCCACCGUCGCCUCCUCCCUCGCCACCACCCUCACCACCUCCCUCGCCUCCUCCCUCACCUCCUCCCUCACCACCACCAUCACCACCACCAUCACCGCCACCGUCGCCUCCUCCCUCGCCACCACCCUCACCACCUCCCUCGCCUCCUCCCUCGCCUCCUCCCUCACCACCACCCUCACCACCUCCCUCGCCUCCUCCCUCGCCUCCUCCCUCACCACCACCCUCACCACCUCCCUCGCCUCCCCCACCUUCUCCUAGUCCACCACCCCCACCACCUCCACCCCGUGUCAUCCGCAGCCCGUCUCCUCCUCCAACACAGUUACCAAGCCCAGCCAGCACUAGCCCUCCACCCCUUACUACUUCACCACCAUCACCUCAUAGCCAGCCGCCCCCUCACAGCCCACUCUUACCAAGUCUCCCUUCAACUCCGUCCCCCAAAUACAGCCCACCUCUGUUGUCCCCACCCCCUUCACCACUGCCUCCCUCGCCACUGCCACCAUCACCUCAACCCCCCUCGCCACUCCCUCCUUCACCACCACCACAGUUGCCUCGACCCCCAUCACCUCCACCGCUUUCACCUCAGCCCCCCUUGAAUCCCCUACCCUUUCCCCCAUCACCCCCACCAUCUCGGCCACCCCCACACCCCUCACCACCAUCACCACCUCCAAUUGUCUACUGGGCUACCUCCACCUCUGGCCCUAACUCCCAGCUGGCAAAAGGCAGUUCUGCGGACAACAUCGUUGGGUCUCCAGACUUGUUCCGGACCCCACCCAAGGCCUGCAAACCGGCAGCUGACUCCAGCUGGGUGCCAACGAAAUCGGUUCCCCGCUACGUGGUGGCCUACUUCAACCAGACCCCUGCUGCCACCGGCGGCCAGGUGGCGGCUGUGGAGCUCUAUGUCACCAACAAGGGCAGUCUCAACCCCGCCAUUGCCUCCAUCGACCUGCUGCUCCGAAAGCAGGGGGCAGUAAUGACCGAUGGCGUCCAAAGCAACAACCACAACGAGAAGUGGGUGAUGCUGUACAGAGGCAGCGCAGGACAGGAGCUGACGUGUCCAGGACUCAACUACUUUGCCGUAUCUGCGACAACGGCCGCCAGUACCCUGCAACCGUCUGGUUCCACCUUUACGAUGAUGUCAGCUGAGGAGUUCAACACAGCGGUGGUGGUUGCCGUACGAGUCAAUGUUCACAAUGCGACUGUUUCCACGAAAUCACAGCUGCCGCACCUGGCAGCAGUUGGUUUGCAACUCGUGUAAAAAUGGGAUGUACGUUCGCAUUUCCACUUCGUGUGAGGUGUUUCAAAAUUUUCGGCUGCGUGCGAUCAUCACCAGAGCCGAUAUAUAGAUAAAGAAUAGGUUUUGGGGAUUUUGAUUGUGCGUUGCAAUCUUGAUUUUACAUGUACCGGUAAUGUCUCGAUGAUUAUUCAUGGUUGUGAUUCCCGCCAUACCACAGCGAGGGUGGAGGCUAUAGGGUGACGCCGGCUAGAAGCGUUGCCACAGGACCUGCUGGUGUACUAGUGCCACGCAGCGCCGUAUGAGGACUGCACGCACGCGCUCUCCCGCGGAUCCGAAGGGCGUGGCUGUACUUGGAUAACUUUUACUGCUGACCAAUGCUCGUCCUCGCGAUUGCCGAUUCCGGAUGCUGAAGAGGUCUUCUUAAGCUUUACGGUUACUUAUAACUUCUUUCUACUAUUAUAUAAGAGCUGAUGCUUAAAGCAGUUAUAGAACCAAAGUGCGCGGCGUCGGUGGUCUAACUCGGCGACGCGAUUGCGAUGAUGCGCUCGGGCCCUCAGCUGAAGCGCCCUAGCCGCUUCAGCUGGGCUUGUUGGUGCUAGUUGGAUAAGGUACUGGCACUUGAAUCUGCACUAGCAGGAAAGGGGAUCUUGUCCGCGACGACCUUGGGAUGACCUUGGCUACAAGCUGCUAUACAGGAAACAGGGUUUAUAGUUUUGUCUUUUAGGUCUUGGGAUAUAGGUACUCGGUCUGCAACGUAGGAAACGGGAUAGAGGGCCUUGUCCGCGACGAUAAUGAUGUCAUCUUGGGAUGUCUUGGUCUUUUCCUUUAACGUCUUAACGCACUAAGAUCUCUAUUAUAACGCUCUUGCUUGCUGGAUACGUUCGCCUUUGAGAAUGCUUUGGCGCUACUGGCUGGUUUGGUACUGUUUUGCUGACUGUCUUUGGUGCCGUGGCUAGGCCAGGGACUUGCUAUUCACCACUUCCGGUGUGAGCUGCUGCCCUUUGGGAGGUGGGUGCCGUGGCUAGGCCAGGGACUUGCUAUGUUUUGCUGUGGCUGUAUGUUGCCAGAGACUUGCUAGCUGCUUCCAGUGUGAGCUUUUGCCCUUUGGGAAGAGGAGCCUAGACAUUUUAUUGUCUGAGACUGUUACAGUAUGGGAAAACUAGAUUUAUAUACUCUGGGGAAGUAUGGCUCCCUGGAGCGUACGACAACCUUUCUUGGAGUUUUGCGGGUGGUUCCCUGGAGCAUACGGCAGGGUGUACGGCAACACGUCAUAAUUACUUCACUCCCAGGGGGGGUAAAAAGUCUUUGCCAAACCCCAUGCUAAAAAAGUCAAGAAAGGGGUGCCGGACCCACCCACCCAC
Astrephomene gubernaculifera is the source of this 3495-nucleotide messenger RNA. The record is from the annotation of a GenBank genome assembly. NCBI's taxonomy places the organism in Eukaryota, Viridiplantae, Chlorophyta, Chlorophyceae, Chlamydomonadales, Astrephomenaceae.